CAUGGUGAAAACCCUCCAUGGACAAAACCGAGUGACAGACUGCAACUCUCGGCUCGGCAACCCUAGCCAGUUAGUUACCACAGCUCCCGUCUACGUCUUGCGGCUCCUUACUUGGAACUGCCAGGGUAUCAUUUACCGAAGUAUUUACAGUUCCUACCAACCAUUCCAUCGCGGCCUUGGGCUCUGAACUAUUCAAUCCCUCCACCCUUCACUCACAAAACCAAUCGGUCCGGCACUUACUGGCACGCACGCCCUAGCUAGCAAAAUGUGGAGACCGGGCAACUGGUCCUCCUCCUCCCUCUCACAGCAGCAGCAGCAACCACCCCCACGUCCACCUUCACCCCCAAACAACAACAACCUCGCCCCACAGCUCCGAAACUAUGCUCCCAGUCCACUCGGACGAUGGCCCAACGCCUCUGCUGUGCGGCCCGCGCUGUCCCACAGAUCCAGCAUGAUGAGCCUCGCCGGAGGGAACACACCCAACGCGUCGACGGUGUCCUUACCGAUCAAGGGGAACCAACUGGGGUAUCGAAAGGCAGUUUCGGCCCCGGCGCCGCCGGGAGUUAGGAAUCCGCUGAAUGUUCUGGAGGGGAUACUCGGUGCGCCUCUGGUGACGGGGAAAGGCGAGGUGUGGAUGCCGGAGGCGCGGGAUGCGGAGAAUGUAGCAUUUGCUGGGCUGAGUCUGGACGAGUUUGUUAUGAAGGCAGAGGAGGAGCUUGGGAGUGCGGUGGGGAGGAAGAGGGAGUAUAAUGAGCAAUCGGUUGGGGAAUAUGAGAAAGAGAAGGAUAAAUUCCAGGACCUGCACCGCAGCAUCACCGCGUGCGACGAGGUGCUGAAAUCUGUCGAGUCGUAUCUAUCCGCGUUUCAGGUCGAUCUAGGUACAGUCAGCGGCGAGAUUGAGACUCUUCAGAACCGGUCGAUGAGUCUCGACAGGCAACUUGGAAACCGGAAGGCGGUUGAAAUGAUGCUCGGGCCGAUCGUGGAUGAUCUUAUACUGCCGCCUAACGAUGUUAGGCGGCUGGUCGAGGGCGAUGUUAAUGAUACUUGGGUUAAGGCUCUACAUGAUACGGAUAGGAGGAUCAAGGCAAUCGAAUCCAAAGACCCGGCAAAAGUGAAAGCUGUGCAGGAGGUUCAGCCGGAGCUGGAGAAGAUCACACAUAAGACUAUUGAAAGAGUGCGAGAUUUCUUCGUGUCUAGAAUCAAGGCUUUGCGGAUACCGGGUGCCAAUUCGCAGCUCAUCCAGCAGCAGGGUUUCCUACGAUACCAAGAGCUAUUCCAAUUCAUGGCGAACCAUCAUGCACAGCUAGCAGAGGAAAUCGCUCAGGCGUAUACAAACACCAUGCGGUGGUACUACUCGACGCACUUUCAACGAUACCACAAGACGUUUGAGAAGUUGAAGCUGCACGUAAUGGACAAGAAUGACGUGCUCGGUCAGGAAGAGGCAGCACGGAAGGGUGGUCUCAUCCCUGGUCUUAAGGGGUCCGUGGCGGCGACGUACGAUCCAUUCAACAUCGGUCGACGAAUUGAGAUACUCCGCAACCGCACAGCUCCCAUUAUGGCGGCCUACCAAGCCGAAGACGAUAGGACUACACACUACCUGGAAUUUCACUUCCGCCACUUCAACACGGCGUUGAUGGAAAACUGCUCAGCGGAGUACACCUUCAUCAGCGAAUUCUUCUCACACAAGAAGCACGACCAGUUAUCCCACAUGUUCAACAGUAUCUUCGAGCAAACCUUCGCCCUUGGAAGAGCCUUCACCAAGACCCUCGUCGACAACACUUACGAUUCUCUUGGCAUCCUCCUUUGCGUAAGGCUAAACCAAUAUGCCCUCUUUGAAAUGCAAAAGCGUCGCAUCCCCGCUGCCGAAGGUUACCUUAACGCAACCAACAUGCUUCUCUGGCCUCGCUUCCAGCUAGUGAUGGACGCGCAGUGCGAGUCGCUCCGCCGAAAUAUCAACAAUACUCGCAUGCUCGCCGCCGUCUCCGGUCCCGCUGCGAAGCAAAGUGCCGCGCCACAUUUCCUAACCCAACGCUUUGCGAGCUUACUACAUGGACUGCUUUCGCUCAGCGCCGAGGCGGGAGAUGAUGAGCCUGUACAACGGAGUCUCGGAAGGCUCAGAAGCGAUUUUGAAGCGUUCCUCACGAAGCUAAGCAGUGGUAUUAGUGAUGCUAGGAAGAGGGAGCGGUUCCUGCUGAACAAUUAUUCGCUGGUCUUAACGAUUAUCUCCGAUACGGAUGGCAGGCUGGCAAUCGAGCAGAAACAGCAUUUCGAACAGCUGAAGAAGACGUUUCAAGAGUAGUACCUAAUGUAGUGGAAGGCGGAUGGAUGAUACCCGGGUGGUGCAUAUUGUUGAUAGUUAUCAGCAUACGAAUUUGGCGUUUUUGGGCGUUUUGUUGCGUUUUUCUUUGUAAACGUUAGGAUUUCCUAUGAGGAACUUUGGACUGCAUGAGAGAGAGAACAUCAAUUAUACUCCGCAUACAGUCUUUCUUUGGACUGUAUGGAUUGAACGAG
This is a messenger RNA of Tricharina praecox, 2511 nucleotides long. Its product is annotated as Sac2 family-domain-containing protein. The record is from RefSeq and is a predicted model, not a curated record. Gene Ontology annotation, molecular function: syntaxin binding. NCBI's taxonomy places the organism in Eukaryota, Fungi, Ascomycota, Pezizomycetes, Pezizales, Pyronemataceae. The transcript is spliced from 4 exons. The coding region runs from base 266 to 2299 and encodes 677 amino acids. Gene Ontology annotation, cellular component: GARP complex. Gene Ontology annotation, biological process: Golgi to vacuole transport; endocytic recycling; retrograde transport, endosome to Golgi.